Messenger RNA from Nematolebias whitei (Rio pearlfish), 2308 nucleotides. RefSeq names its product calcineurin-like EF-hand protein 1 (gene chp1). Bases 288 to 875 code for a protein of 195 amino acids. Lineage: Eukaryota; Metazoa; Chordata; Actinopteri; Cyprinodontiformes; Rivulidae. The transcript has 7 exons. The record is from RefSeq and is a predicted model, not a curated record. Gene Ontology annotation, molecular function: calcium ion binding.
CUUGUUGACUCCACCCACUUUUUCAAGACCGGAAAAUGGACAGUUCGAAACUGUCCUCUUCAUAAAUCACGACGAACCGGAGGAAAACGGCAACAUCUCGAAGGAGCGUCGGAGCAGCGUCGGCGGAGAGUCUGUUUGGACCGAACCGGGCCUCUAACCUCUGUUGGACGAACCGGAGGAGGGUUUAGGUCGCUCGGUUAGCUCUCGCUAACUUUCGUACGUCGAGAUUGUGUCGCUGGUCCCGGUUGCGCAAAAAGACGAGCUGCUCAGCGGGUUAAUAUUUCACCAUGGGGUCAAGAGCAUCCACCUUACUUCGAGAAGAAGAGAUCGAAGAAAUCAAGAGGGAGACGGGCUUCUCUCACAGCCAGAUCACCCGCCUGUACAGCCGCUUCACCAGCCUGGAUAAAGGAGAAAACGGGACCUUAAGUCGGGAAGAUUUCCAGAGAAUUCCUGAGUUGGCCAUCAACCCUCUGGGAGACCGAAUCAUCAACGCCUUCUUUCCUGAGGGGGAGGACCAGGUGAACUUCAGAGGUUUUAUGCGCACCUUGGCUCACUUCAGGCCCAUUGAGGACAACGAGAAGAACAAGAACCUCCCCACCCCUGAGCCCCUGAACAGCAGGACCAACAAGCUGCUCUUUGCUUUCCGUCUUUAUGAUCUGGACAGAGACGAUAAGAUCUCUCGGGACGAGCUGCUGCAGGUCCUGCGGAUGAUGGUUGGGGUAAACAUUUCAGACGACCAGCUCGGGAGCAUCGCUGAUCGGACCAUCCAGGAGGCCGACGCCAACGGAGAUAACUCCAUUUCCUUCGAUGAAUUCAUGAAGGUCUUGGAAAAGGUGGACGUGGAACAGAAAAUGAGCAUCCGCUUUCUUCACUAAGAUGAAGGUUUUUUUGUUUUUUUUUCAUCCUGAGCAGAGAUUGGACUUUCAGCUGAUCUCGGCGGGCUGCUGUGGCCCGUGUCCCAACUACGCACCGUCUUGUCUCCAGUUCUGUUUCUGCCUUCGCUCUGUCAAAGGGAAAAGUCGUGCCUCGUCUGUCACUAUGAACAUUUUGUCAGCCAUAUUUAUUAGAAGUUUUAGACGGUGGUGGUAAGCACCGCUGCUGCACUCGGUAAUCGAACUCAUCCUGAUCGACUCGUCUUCAACAUCUUCAGCUCAGAUUAGUGAAAUUCUGUUUUUUAAUGUUAACAGGAUGCAGCAGGACAAACCCCCUGCGAGGAGUCUGCUCCACAGACUCACUGACGUGCCAUCACCGUUUGGUUCUUGUGAAAUGAUUUACAGACAUGGAUAAAUGUGCUGGUACCUCACCACAAUAAUUACAAAAAGGUUCAUGUGACCACAAUAAUUACAAAAAGGCUCAUGUGGCCACAAUAAUUACAAAAAGGCUCAUGUGACCACAAUAAUUACAAAAAGGCUCAUGUGACCACAAUAAUUACAAAAAGGCUCAUGUGACCGCCUGAGAAGCCAGAAACGUUAAGUCUCGUCAACAUGUUGUUUUUCUCAUUAAUGGAGCUUCUGGCUCGUCUUCCAUCAUCGUGAUUCAGUGCGACGUCCAUCUUGGAGUUCAGCAUCAGUGGUUUGGAUCCUUGGCUUUUUUGCUACCAUCCACACACUCAACCUGGGGUUGCAUGACCUCUUGCGUCCACAACCUGGGAGGUUGUCUAGAGUUCUGUGAACCUUCUACUAUUUACUAAUCUUGUCAGCUGUGGUCAGAGGAGCAUGAAGCCUUUACCUUUAACAUGGACAUCUAUAAUCAGCUCUUCUCUGCUUCAGGUUCAGGGCGGUGAACGGAACCGAAGCACCAGAGGCUGGUUGUUGUCUUUCAACAGGCUCAUGGAGACUUGAAGGCUCCUCAGAUACUAACACUUCACAUCUUCUGUUCAUCAUGGACUGUAUGCAUGCAGAUGAACAUUUUUCCAAAUUAUUGUACGGGUACCAACUAGUUCAUCUGUGUCUGUAUCUCAUGGGAAUCUGAGACUUAGUCUUAACGAAUCAUUAGUUCAUCAAUGACUGUGUUCAUGUAGAGUUGAACAUCUGGAGCACCUGUGCAGACAGGUACAGGUGGUGGAGCUCUUUGUAGAUUUUGAUCCAAUAACUAACAUCGUGAAACGCUUCUGUUCAGGAGUUUAACUGUGGCUAAUUCAAGUACUAUUCAGCACAUGUCUUAUCAUUUAUUCCCACUAAGGAGAAUCAAAAAUGUUAAAUGCAUAGUCUUACAGCAUAAACCAGAGUAGUCUGAGCCGUUUUAAUCUUUGUGUUCACUGGUUUAGGUGUAAAAAGAGAUUGUUGAACUUGAUUUGAAUAAAAUAAGU